Molecule: messenger RNA, 11913 nt
Organism: Passer domesticus (house sparrow)
Lineage: Eukaryota; Metazoa; Chordata; Aves; Passeriformes; Passeridae
Gene: MUC2
Product: mucin 2, oligomeric mucus/gel-forming
Exons: 64
Coding region: 61-11673 (3870 amino acids)
Cellular component (GO): extracellular matrix
Molecular function (GO): protein binding
Source: RefSeq, a predicted model, not a curated record
AGUGGGUAUUAUAAAAAGCUGAGUUUCCAGUGGAUCUUCCAUUCACCCACCUUAGCCACCAUGGGGCUAAGAGCGGCCAGCCUCUUCCUCCUCUGGCUGGCUCUCUCCUCUGCUAAUGAAAUAAAAAAAGGAAGGACAAGAAGCCAUGGCCACUAUGUCUGCAGCACUUGGGGAAACAACCAUUUCAAGACUUUUGAUGGAGACGUCUACCAGUUCCCUGGCACUUGCGAGUAUAAUUUUGUUUCUGACUGCCGAGAGGCUUACAAGGAAUUCUCUGUCCACAUCCAGCGUGGUCUCGACAGCAAUGGCCAUCCUGAGAUCCAGUAUAUUCUGCUGAAAGUCAAGGAUAUAAUGGUCUACCUCAAACCCAACCUGGUUGUGGUGGAUGGGCGGAUUGUGAAGACACCUUACUACACCUCUGGUGUCCUCAUUGAGAGCAAUGACAUUUACACCAAGAUUUAUGCCAAAUUAGGCAUGGUUCUGAUGUGGAACCAGCAGGAUGCCCUGAUGGUGGAACUGGACAGCAAAUUUAAUAACCAUACCUGUGGUCUCUGUGGGGAUUACAAUGGCAUUCAAAUCUACAAUGAGUUCAUCAAGGGAGAUGCAAGCUACAACUCAAUUACAUAUGGGAAUAUGCAGAAGAUCAGCAAACCCAAUUCCAAAUGUGAAGAUCCAGAUGAAACUCAGGCUCUUGCAAGCUGUAAUGAGCAUCGUGAUGAGUGCCAGAGGCUGCUGACUUCCGCCGCAUUUGCUGAUUGUCGGCUGCGUCUUAAUCUGGAAAUGUACAUCCAAGCCUGCAUGCAGGACAAGUGUGCCUGCAAUGGGAAGGACGACUCCUUCUGCCUCUGCAGCACCAUCUCCGAGUAUUCCCGCCAGUGCUCACACGCAGGCGGCCGCCCGGGAGAAUGGAGGACACAGAGCUUCUGCCCCAAGACCUGUCCUGCUACCAUGGUUUAUAGAGAAAGCAGCUCCCCCUGUGUGGAUACCUGCUCACACUUGCAGAUCAGCAGCCUUUGUGAAGAGCACUACAUGGAUGGCUGUUUCUGCCCUGAAGGAACUGUGUAUGAUGAUAUCAGUGAAAAAGGCUGCAUCCCUGUUAGCCAGUGCCACUGCAAACUUGGUGGAAAGGCAUAUGCACCUGGAGAAAGCAUUUCCAAAGAAUGUGAAGAAUGCACCUGUAAUUCAGGCAGAUGGACCUGCAAAGAUCUACCCUGUCCAGGCACAUGCUCAGUGGAAGGAGGUUCCCAUUUUACCACCUUUGAUGGGAAGAAAUACACCUUCCAUGGAGACUGCUACUAUGUCUUGGCCAAGGGUACUGCAAAUGAGAGUUAUGCUCUCCUGGCAGAGCUGGCUCCCUGUGGCUCCACAGACAAGCAGACCUGCUUGAAGACUGUUGUGCUGUUAGUGGAUAACAAAAAGAAUGUGGUGGUUUUCAGAUCAGAUGGCAGCGUGCUCCUGAAUGAGAUGACAGUGAAUGUGCCUCAUGUGUCAACCAGCUUCUCAGUAUUCAAGCCAUCUUCCAACUACUUUGUUGUACAAACUCCUUUUGGGCUUCAGAUGCAGAUCCAGCUGUUUAGAGUCAUGCAGCUGUUUGUGACUGUGGAUGAAUCAGUUAAAGGAAAACUUCAAGGUCUUUGUGGAAACUUCAAUGGAAUGGAAGGUGAUGACUUUAGAACAACCAGCGGGCUCAUUGAGGCUACAGGAUCUGCCUUUGCUAACACGUGGAAAGCUCAGUCCACCUGCACAGACCAGGCAGAAAAGCUGGAAGACCCCUGCAGUCUCAGCAUUGAAAGUGCAAAUUAUGCUGAGCAUUGGUGCUCUUUGCUGAGAAACCCAAAGGGUCCUUUUGCAAGAUGUCACAUAGCCAUUGAUCCUUCAGAAUACUACAAGAAAUGUAAAUAUGACACCUGCCUCUGUGAAGACAACGAAGAAUGUUUGUGUGCUGCCCUGUCCUCUUACUCAAGAGCCUGUGCUUUCAAAGGGAUCAUACUGGGAGACUGGAGAAACAGUGUCUGCAGCAGUGAAGCGUCUUCUUGCCCAGGAAAUCAAGUCUUCCUUUACAACCUUACAAUGUGCCAGCAAACCUGUCGCUCCCUUGCUGAUGGUGAAAAGUAUUGCUUGCAAGACUUUGCUCCUGUGGAUGGCUGUGGCUGCCCAUCCAAUACAUACUUGGAUAACCAGGAUAACUGUGUUGCCAUCUCCCAGUGCCCAUGUUAUUACAAGGGAUCAUACCUGGAACCUGGGCAGUAUUUCACAAAAGAUGGAGAACGCUGUGUUUGCCGAAAUGCAAAGAUCCAGUGCACUUCAGUGAAAAUAAGAAUGAAAAGUGAAAAUGAAUGUUCUUCUAGCAAGACAUACUUUGACUGCAAUGCAUUCUCAAAGUGGACUUCACAAACACCUCUGCAACUUAGCUGCCAUACUCCUCAAACUGAUCAUUUCCAGACAGAGUGUGUCUCAGGCUGUGUGUGCCCUGAAGGUCUAUAUGAUGAUGGCAGAGGGGGCUGUGUUGAGCAAAAAGAUUGCCCGUGCAUUCACAACAAUGAGUGGUAUUCUUCUGGAGACAAGAUAAAAGUGGACUGCAACACCUGCACCUGCCAGAAAGGGGUUUGGAAAUGCACUGAUGACGUGUGCUAUGGGACUUGUAUGAUAUAUGGAAGUGGCCAUUAUAACACUUUUGAUGGGAAAUUCUAUGACUUUGAUGGGAGCUGUGAAUAUGUGGCUACUCAGGACUUCUGUGGUGACAAAAAUUCCAGCGGCUCAUUCAGUAUCAUCACAGAGAAUGUCCCUUGUGGAACUACAGGAGUCACCUGCUCAAAGGCUAUUAAAAUGUUCCUAGGGAAAACAGAACUGAAAUUGGAGAACAAAGAGUACAAAGAAAUUCAGCGAGAUGUUGGUGAUGAUGUGCAGUAUUGGAACAGGACAGUCGGCCUGUACCUGGUUAUUGAGGCUAGUAAUGGUGUGAUGCUGAUCUGGGACAAGAAGACUACUGUUUUCAUCAAGCUGAGCCCUGAUUACAAGGGCAAAGUGUGUGGUCUGUGUGGCAACUUUGAUGACAAAGCAAACAAUGACUUUACAACAAGGAGUGGACUGCAGGACAAUAAUCCUCUGAAUUUUGGAAAUUCCUGGAAGCAAUCUCCCAUGUGCCCGGAUGUCACAGAAGAGAUUAAGCCCUGUGAUCUGAAACCACACCGGAAGUCUUGGGCAGAGAAAGAAUGCAGCAUCAUCCAGAGUGAAGUCUUCAAAAUUUGUCACUCCAAGGUGGACCCCCUUCCUUACUAUGAGGCUUGUGUUCAUGAUGCCUGUUCCUGUGACAGUGGUGGGGACUGCGAGUGCUUCUGCUCUGCAGUUGCAGCGUAUGCCCAGGAGUGCAUCAAGGCUGAGGCCUGUGUUUUCUGGAGAACUCCUGAUAUCUGCCCAAUAUUCUGUGACUACUACAACCCUCGCAAUGAGUGUGACUGGCACUACGAGCCUUGUGGCAGUAAUAUCACAACCUGCAGGAUGAUCAAUAAUGUCAGCACCAACUUUACAGUACCACUACUGGAAGGUUGCUACCCCAGAUGCCCUAAGGACAAGCCUAUUUAUAAUGAAGAGACAAAGCAAUGUGUAACCGAAGAUCAAUGUGGAUGUUACCUGGAGGAUGGAACCCAUAUACUCCCUGAUCAAGAAGUACCCACAAAAGAAAACUGUACAAUAUGUGUCUGUGAUCCAUCAGGAUCCAUACAGUGCAAACCACUCCCAGGGUGUCCUUGUAUCAUCAAUGGAACAAGUUAUGAAGAGGGUGCUACUGUGGGACACGUACAGGACGGCGAGAUAUGUAUAACAUACAUUUGUGCAGCAAAUGGCUCUGUAGUUCCUGGUGAAGUCUAUCCUUGUCCAACAUCUUCACCUACAACCAUCUCAACCUCCUCCCCUCACAGUACUCUUACCACCACCACCACAGUUUCCACUACAAGCCACCCAGUCACUACAACUCCAUGCAUACUCACAGAACUAAUCUGUGAUUGGACUGAGUGGUUUGAUGUUAGUAAACCUGAAGAAGGUGGUGGUGACUAUGAAACAUAUGAUGAAAUAAGAAAACAUGGAAACAAAAUAUGUACAGCUCCUGAAAAAAUUGAAUGCAGGGCUAAGGAUAAACCUGAUGUGAGCUUAGAAGAACUUGGUCAGAAAGUAGAGUGUAACGUUAAAUAUGGGCUAAUCUGUAAAAAUGAUGAGCAAGAUAUAACUAUGUGGCCACUCUGCUAUAAUUAUGAAAUCAGAGUAAACUGUUGUGAGUGGCAGGAAGUUCCUUGUGGGCCUACAGUUACACCUACUAUACCUUCAACUGCAACCACCACCCAGACAACAAUAAGCAGCACCACUACAACCAGGACUACAACAGAAAUUACCACCAUGCCCAUACACAUCCAUUCCACAACAUCCCCAACUCCACCCACACCAAGCACACCAAAAUCGACAACCACUCCCUCCACGCCGGAGACUCCCACCACCACCAGCACCCCGACAACAACCACCACUGGACCACCAACGCCCACCUCAACUACUUCAAGCACAUCCUCACCAACACCAACAUACACCACCACCACACCAACUCCAGUCACACCGAGCACAGCAUCCCCUACAUCGGAAUUGACAAGCACUUCCACAUCAGCAGAGACUCUCAGCAGCACCACGCCCACCACCACUACCACCACCAGCACCAGCACCACCACCACCUCCAGAUCACCGACAACAACAACAACUACUACAACAACCAUCCGGACUCCUGCACCUUGUGAGUGCAUCUGGACGGACUGGAUCGAUGUGAGUUACCCAGAUGGUUCUGACAGGAAUGGUGGUGACUACGAAACCUUUGAGAACAUUUGGAAGAAAUACCCCUCCUGGGAGUGUGCGAAAGUUGAGAAUAUUUCAUGCCGAGCAGAGAAAUUCCCUAGCCAUUCCAUUGCAGAUUUAGGGCAGAAAGUGGAAUGCAACGUGAACGUAGGGCUCAUCUGUAACAAUAAGGAUCAGCAGAUAGGAGGUAUAAUACCAAUGCCAGUCUGCCUCAACUACGAGAUCAGUGUCUGCUGCACCCCCAACAAACCAGAGUGUCUUCCAACUCCAAGCACCACGAGCACCACAACUUCGACAUCUUCCCCCACAACAAGCAGUGUGACCUCUCCAAUAUCAACCACCACUCCAACGUCAACAACAGUGGAGACUACCAGCCCUACCAGCCCUACCAGCCCUACCAGCCCUACCAGCACCAGCACCACCACCACCACCACCACGCUGCCCCCCAGCAGCACCACCACUAGUGGCAGCACCUCACAGACAACCACAACUGCUCCUGUCUCAACAACACCCAUUUCAACUACUUCAAGCACAUCCACGCCCACACCAACAUACACCACCACCACAUCAACUCAAGCCCCAACUCCACCCACACCAAGCACACCAAAAUCGACAACCACUUCCACAUCACCGGAGACUCCCAUCACCACCACCAGCCCUCCAAGCACAACAACAACAACAACAACAACAACGGUUAUUGGAUCAACCACCACCAUCUCAACUCCUGAAACCCCAACUCCACCCACACCAAGCACACCAAAAUCGACAACCACUUCCACGUCACCGGAGACUCCCAUCACCACCACCAGCCCUCCAAGCACAACAACAACAACAACAACAACGGUUAUUGGAUCAACCACCACCAUCUCAACUCCUGAAAGCACAACUCCAUCCACACCAAGCACAGUGUCCUCUACAACAGGGCCGCCAACCCGUCCCACCACCACUGCCAGCACCACGAUGCCCCCCAGCAGCACCACCAGCAUCAGCACCCCGAGCACAACAACUGUUACUAGUCUGCCAACACCCACCUCAACUGCUCCAAGCACAUCGACGCCCACACCAACAUACACCACCACCACACCAACUCCAGGCCCAACUUCAUCCACACUGAGCACACCAAAAUCGACAACCACUUCCACGUCACCGGAGACUCCCACCACCACCACCAGCCCUCCAAGCACAACGACAACAACAACCACUGUUACUGGAUCAACAACAACCAUGUCAACUCCUCAAACCCCACCUACGAAGACACCGAGCACACCAGAAACUCCCAUCAUCACUUCCAGCACCACGAUGCCCCCCAGCAGCACCACCAGCAUCAGCACCCCCAAGACAACAACAACAACUGUUACUGGCUCAUCAACAACAUUCUCAACUACUUCAAGCACAUCCCCACCCAUAUGGGAACAUACAACCACCGUAUCAACUCCAGUCACACCGAGCACAGCAUCCCCUACAUCGGAAUUGACAAGCACUUCCACAUCAGCAGAGACUCUCAGCAGCACCACGCCCACCACCACUACCAGCACCAGCACCAGCACCACCACCUCCAGAUCACCGACAACAACAACAACUACUACAACAACCAUCCGGACUCCUGCACCAUGUGAGUGCAUCUGGACAGACUGGAUCGAUGUGAGUUACCCAGAUGGUUCUGACAGGAAUGGUGGUGACUACGAAACCUUUGAGAACAUUUGGAAGAAAUACCCCUCCUGGGAGUGUGCGAAAGUUGAGAAUAUUUCAUGCCGAGCAGAGAAAUUCCCUAGCCAUUCCAUUGCAGAUUUAGGGCAGAAAGUGGAAUGCAACGUGAACGUAGGGCUCAUCUGUAACAAUAAGGAUCAGCAGAUAGGAGGUAUAAUACCAAUGCCAGUCUGCCUCAACUACGAGAUCAGUGUCUGCUGCACCCCCAACAAACCAGAGUGUCUUCCAACUCCAAGCACCACGAGCACCACAACUUCGACAUCUUCCCCCACAACAAGCAGUGUGACCUCUCCAAUAUCAACCACCACUCCAACGUCAACAACAGUGGAGACUACCAGCCCUACCAGCCCUACCAGCCCUACCAGCCCUACCAGCACCAGCACCACCACCACCACCACCACGCUGCCCCCCAGCAGCACCACCACUAGUGGCAGCACCUCACAGACAACCACAACUGCUCCUGUCUCAACAACACCCGUUUCAACUACUUCAAGCACAUCCACGCCCACACCAACAUACACCACCACCACAUCAACUCAAGCCCCAACUCCACCCACACCAAGCACACCAAAAUCGACAACUACUUCCACAUCACCAGAGACUCCCACCACCACCACCAGCCCUCCGAGCACAACAACCACUGUUACUGGUCCACCAACACCCACCUCGACUACUUCAAGCACGUCCUCUCCCACGCCAACGUACACCACCACCUUAUCAACUCCAGGCCCGACUCCAUCCACACUGAGCACGCCAAAAUCGACAACCACUUCUACGUCACCAGAGACUCCCACGACCACCACCAGCCCUCUGAGCACAACGACCACUGUUCCUGGAUCAACAACCACCAUCUCAACUCCUCAAAGCACAACUCCAUCCACACCGAGCACGCCAAAAUCGACAACCACUUCCACGUCACCAGAGACUCCCACCACCACCACCAGCCCUCCAAGCACAACAACAACAACAACCACUGUUACUGGAUCAACAACCACCAUGUCAACUCCUCAAACCCCAACUCCACCCACACCAAGCACACCAAAAUCGACAACCACUUCUACGUCACCAGAGACUCCCACGACCACCACCAGCCCUCCAAGCACAACAACCACUGUUACUGGACCACCAACACCCACCUCAACUACUUCAAGUGCAUCCUCACCAACACCAACAUACACCACCACCACACCAACUCCAGUCCCAACUUCAUCCACACCAAGCACACCAAAAUCAACGACUCCACUGACGGAGACUCCCACCUCCACCACCAGCCCUCCAAGCACAACAACCACUGUUACUGGACCACCAACGCCCACCUCAACUACUUCAAGUGCAUCCUCACCAACACCAACAUACACCACCACCACACCAACUCCAGGCCCGACUUCAUCCACACUGAGCACGCCAAAAUCGACAACCACUUCCACGUCACCGGAGACUCUCACCACCACCACCAGCCCUCCGAGCACCACAACCACUGUUCCAAUUACCCCCACAACUCCUGAAAAUAUUAACACCAUAACCCCGUCGGGUCCACCCACUGAAGCACAAAAGACACCUGAACCAGAGGUGCCGACAACAGCAAGCACUCCAGUUACUCCUUCAGUUACCCCACUGCCAACAACAAGAACGACAGAAAUAAGUACAGUGUCUACUGCAAGCACCACUAGUCAAAAGUCAACAUCACCAGUGUCAACAAGCCCAGUGACAACUACCACAUCUGAAGUCACUGAAACAACAUCAACCCCCAAGACCACCACUUCAGGCCCCACACCCUCAAGAUCCACCAGCACCACACCAGUAACAGAAACAACUAUCCAUGAGACCACCAGGAUCCCAACCCCUCCAAUAGGAUUCCCUACCCCCACUUCCACCCCUGGCACCACCACAACGUCGGGAACAAGCAGCAGUACAGGAACACAACCACCAGUAUCAACAACCCCAUUCACUGGAACAACAUCAACCCCCAAGACCACCACUUCAGGCCCCACACCCUCAAGAUCCACCAGCACCACACCAGUAACAGAAACAACUAUCCAUGAGACCACCACCACCAGGAUCCCAACCCCUCCAAUAGGAUUCCCUACCCCCACUUCCACCCCUAGCACCACCACAACGUCGGGACCAAGCAGCAGUACAGGAACACAACCACCAGUAUCAACAACCCCAUUCACUGGAACAUCAACCCCCAAGACCACCACUUCAGGCCCCACACCCUCAAGAUCCACCAGCACCACACCAGUAACAGAAACAACUAUCCAUGAGACCACCACCACCAGGAUCCCAACCCCUCCAAUAGGAUUCCCUACCCCCACUUCCACCCCUAGCACCACCACAACAUCGGGACCAAGCAGCAGUACAGGAACACAACCACCAGUAUCAACAACCCCAUUCACUGGAACAUCAACCCCCAAGACCACCACUUCAGGCCCCACACCCUCAGUGUCCACUCCCCCCACCACCACAGUAGGAACAGAAACAAGUACCCCAAUGACAACCUCUGCAACUGUUACUACUCCAACAACAUCACCUACAUCAACCAGCCCUGUGUCAACCACCACCUCUGGUACUACUCCAACAGAAAGCUUUACAACCACUUCAGGAACCACCUCUAGUAGUUUUAUCACAAUCAAUGCAACAACCAGCAUCUCCACGACCUUAAAAACUCUUCCCCCUGUCUCAACUACUACAUCUGGGCCUACUGCAACAUCAACUGCAGUCACCAUUACAGGAAGUUCUACACACAGCACAACUCCUCCAGUUAAUGGUUCAAGUUCAACUACAGGUCUAACACCGACCACUCCCAAAAAAACUUGUACUAUUUUCCCUAAUGAAUCUUAUGAGCAAGGUGACUCAUGGAUGCUGUGUAACUGCACUAAGGUUAUAUGUAUAGAAGACAACAUUGUCCAGGUGAUUCCAAUAAUCUGCAAUCCACCUCCAAAACCCACCUGUGCCAAUGGACUGUCUCCUGUGCCAGUCAUGGAUGAGGAUGGAUGCUGUUGGCACUGGGAGUGUGAUUGCUACUGCACUGGCUGGGGAGAUCCACAUUACAUGACUUUUGAUGGACUGUACUACAGCUAUCAAGGGAAUUGUACAUAUGUCCUUGUGGAAGAGAUCAAUAAGAAAGUUGACAACUUUGGUGUCUACAUUGAUAACUACCACUGUGAUGCACGGGAUGUAGUGUCCUGUCCUCGAACGCUCGUUGUGAGACAUGAGACUCAGGAAGUGAGGCUAAGAACAGCACAGCCAAAUACUCUACAAGUAGAGGUGACAGUAAACAACCAGCUUGUGGCUUUGCCUUACAAGAAGUUUGGUGUGAGCAUCUACGAGUCAGGCAUAAAUCGUGUUGUGGAAAUUCCUGAGCUGAAAAUGAAUGUGACUUACAAUGGCUUGUCCUUUUCUAUCAGAAUGCCCUACAGCCUGUUUGGCAACAAUACCCAGGGACAGUGUGGUACUUGCAAUAACAACACAGCAGAUGACUGCAUGCUGCCAAAUGGAAACAUUGCAGAAAACUGUGAAACCAUGGCAGAUCAUUGGCAAGUUGUUGAUCCUUCCAAACCACAGUGCUCUCCAGGCCUAGUUCCUACAAGUUCACCUAGCACAACACCAACACAGCCUUGCAAAGAAUCUUCCAUCUGCGAGCUUCUUUUGGGAAGUGUGUUCAAGCCAUGCCAUGCAUUUGUCCAGCCUGAGAAGUACUAUGCAGCCUGUGUUUUUGAUAGCUGUGUACUACCCAACCUAGACCUGGAAUGCUCAAGUCUGCAGAUCUAUGCUGCCACGUGUGCUGAUCAAGGCGCAUGCAUUGACUGGAGAAAACACACCAAUGGAGUAUGCUCUCAUGAAUGUCCUUCAGGUAAAGAAUACAGAGCAUGUGGUCCUAUUAAAGAGAUGACCUGCAAAUCAAGAGGACAGAAUGAGACAUCAACUAAACAAGUGGAAGGCUGUUUCUGUCCUAAUGGAACCAUGCUGUAUGACUCUGGUGUGGACGUCUGCGUGAAAACCUGCGGCUGUGUUGGAGUGGAUAUGAUACCAAGAGAGUUUGGAGAAAAGUUUACAGUGGACUGUCAGGACUGUAUUUGCCUGGAAGGUGAACAUGGCAUUGUAUGUGAGCCUCAUGUAUGUGAUCAAAAGAAGGUCACUUGUGAUGGAGAAGGCUUCUAUGAGGUCACUGAAGUCAAUCCUAAAGACUCCUGCUGCCCUCUUUUCACUUGCAAAUGCAAUACAAGCUUGUGCACAGCUAAAGCCCCCAAGUGCUCACUGGGAUUUGAAGUUCAUUCUUAUAUUCCCAGUGGUCAGUGCUGUCCUGUAUACCAAUGUGUUCCCAAGGGGGUUUGCGUACACGAGAAUGCUGAGUUCUUGCCCAACUCCUCAGUCUUUGUUGACAAGUGUCAGAAUUGCGUCUGCACAAAUGAUGUUAACGUCAGCACUCAGCUGAAUAUCAUCUCCUGUGAACAUGUCCCCUGCAACACAUACUGUCAACCAGGAUAUGAACUUAAACCAGUGAAAGGUGAAUGCUGUGGAAAAUGUGUGCAGACCAAGUGUAUUAUACACACAGCAGACAAUUCUGAACUCAUCUUGAGUCCUGGAGACUUUAAAAAUGAUCCUCACAACAACUGCACCAUUUAUAGCUGUGUAGAUAUCCACGACCAGCUUAUUGCUUCCACAUCUGAGAUUACCUGUCCAGCAUUCAAUGAGGACAGCUGCAAACCUGGAACUAUUUCGUUCUUGCCCAAUGGUUGUUGCAAAACAUGUGCCCCUCUGGACAGCAACACACCGUGCACUGUGCGCCACAGAAAAGACUUUAUCGUCUACAAAGGUUGCCGCUCCGUGGACAGAGUUGACAUGACUGAAUGUGAAGGAACAUGUGGAACCUUCUCACUAUACUCUGCUGAGGCCAAUUCUAUGGACCACAGCUGCUCCUGCUGCAGAGAAACAAGCACCACUGAGAAGCAAGUGGUUCUGAAAUGCCCUGGUGGGCAUGCAGUGUCACACAAGUACAUCUACGUGGAGAGCUGCAGCUGUCAAGAUACUGAAUGCAAGAGGCCCAAGUCCGAGGAGCUGCAGAACAAUGAAGAAAAUGACGCGACGACCACUCUGAACCCGCUCAAGAGAGCCAUCAGCUUAACAUCAAAAUGAAGGCAAAACCCCCCCUGCCAUUAUUAACUAAAAGGACUGUGAACCAUUCUUAGCUUCCUUGACUACUUUUGCAGUUUACUUUUCCCAGUAACUGCAUCCUGUUUGUUCUCUAAUUAAUUAACUAUGUCCUAUUUAUUUGUGCACAAAAUAAGAACACAAAUUUGUAUUCUUACAAGUGCACAACCUCUUGAGUACUUUCUUAUUUUUCUCUGAAUGAUUAAAAGCACAUCUCAAAAAGCA